Necator americanus (New World hookworm) is the source of this 2259-nucleotide messenger RNA. RefSeq lists its product as uncharacterized. The transcript has 21 exons. The record is from RefSeq and is a predicted model, not a curated record. The coding region runs from base 1 to 2259 and encodes 752 amino acids. Lineage: Eukaryota; Metazoa; Nematoda; Chromadorea; Rhabditida; Ancylostomatidae.
AUGGGGUGGAAAGCGUUAAUGUUGUUCGUGGUGGCGGUGAUGGUGGUGGUGGAAUUUAUAGAAGCGGCCGAAGAGGAGCACUUCAUCGACGUGAAGCAAAUCGUGAAGGGACGUCCUGACUUGCCAUUCAUGAUCUCACCGGAAGCGGAUGUUUCCGUUUUGUACCAAUCAUUGAAAUCGGGAACUAUCGAAGCGGUAGCCAAGUUGCCAAUGGCACAAAACGAUACGGAGCAUAACAACGAGAAAAAUCCGGAGGAAUUCUAUAAACUGUUCCAACUACCGGCGGAUAUUAUGACGAAGUUAGCCGCUGAUGCUGGCUACAUUGAACAUCCACAAACGACCACCAGUGGACCGUGGAUAGUAAGAAAGAAAGUUCAUCGAAGUUCCGAGGGAGAGGGAACAUUUGUGCAAGUGGAUUCGGAUGAAGAGGAAGAUGAUCAGGAAGAAGAAGAGGAAAAACCUAGAAAAAGAAAGAAGUACUACAAAAAGAAGGAUCCCACUCUUAUAGCGAUCUCAGAUCUUCUACCAAAAUCUACACCACUGCCUAUGGUCCCAUUGCAACCGGCACCAGGAACGACUUCGCUUACAAAUCCAACAAAUAUUCGUACAUUGCCGAUUGUACAAAGCGCUACUGACCUCUCGCAUUCGAACGUUCAACCACAAUACGCCUAUCAGCCUAUCGUUCAACCGGACGGAAAAACGUACUAUCAACAAGUGCUGAUCCUUCCCGGACGAGUUGUCUCGAGCCGUGAUGCGUUACCAAUGCAAGCACGCAUGGAUUCUCCAUUCAUACAAGAGAAGCCGAGGAACGUGGUUCAAGCUGAUUUCACGGUUGCGGCGCCAACAUUCCCACCACCUGUGGAGGUGGUCCGACGAAAUCCUCAGACGGUGGUGCCGCCACCGCCAUCGCCACCGCCACCACCACCACCGCCGUCGACAGUACAACCAGUACAAGUUCUACCGAUAGCACAAACACAACAACAAAUGAUGCAUUUAGAGACCGUUACGAGGAAUUCCGUGUAUCCAUCACGUUUCAUUAAGCCUUUAAUUAAACCAAUAGAGUCACAGCAACGAGAAUCUUCGGCCAGGAUUCCAGCGCCGCAAAAUGAUCCAAUAGCGAUUCCAUCAUCACGUCAACAAUUGCCUACACCAUUCACAACCGAUCGACAAUAUGUGCAACAACAAAAAGAAUCACUCUACAGUACAAAACUUCCAAGCGGUGAGGAACAGAGGAUUAACGCUCGUGUUUUCCACGAAGAGGCAGCCGUUCCGCCUAAGUUCUUCAUGAAGGCUACGCAAGAGAGUCCUCUCCGUAUUCGUACCAUCGAUAAUCACUUGGAGACCGCCACAGCCGCACAAAUGGAGCAGAUUCGUAGCCUUAAGCGAGGAAUGGAGACGAAAAAAGUGAUGGAAGAGCGUCGUCAAGAAGUGGAACCACAAACGCAACGAAAGCGAAAGUUACGUAAAGUGAAGAAGACGAGGAAAUUAUCGAAAAAGAACAGCCAUUCGAGGGAUGUGGACAGCAGCAGUGAAUUUCCGUCAAGCGAAAAAACCACCGAGGACAUCCCGAAACCGAUAAGAAGAAUGCCACAAACGCAAUUCCUCGAACGGGUACCGAUACUUACGCCGCAUUCGUUGAGGAAACAUGAACGAGUGUACGCCUCGAAAACAUGGAAGAAACGAAGGUACGAACCAAUAGAUAUCGUCGUUCCGAAGGAUUUGGAAAGUUUCGAGGAUAAAGGUGUGGAGGAGGAGGAUGUGACGGAACCACCAAAGAAGAGGAGGAAGCUCAUAACUAAAAAAACAAGAAUACAUCCUCAAAAUGAUCCCAAGGAUGAGAAGGAGAUCAAGGAUUUCCAGCAACGGGACCCUGAACAGGAAUAUGUCACAUCCGCGCCAUUGAGGCGAAAAAUCCUACGCUUGAGUAAGUUUAAAGAAGAUUCAGAUCCAAAAACGAUGAUGGAAAACUAUGAACGUAGCGGCGAAAGCAGACCAGUUCGAUCCAAGAAACUGAAAAGGACGAAACGAGUGAAAAAAAUGAAGUCAUCGACGUCACGAUCCGAAACCACAACGGCAUUCGAUGCACCACUACCGCAUCGGCAACACUGUUUGAAUAUUCGAACGUUCGCUCGACAAUUUGGUGUGAAUGACGUGGACGAGUUCGCACGAGAUCAUUGUGCAUUCAUCGAGAACUACUACCCUCAUUUGACGUGUGAUCGAAGGCCGGAGUACGUCGCCGAGUGCCUGAAGUACUACUGA